AUGAGUGUAAAAGAGGGUCUGAAAAAUAAAAAAUAUAAAUUGGUGCCACCAGACGGAGGUUGGGGUUACAUGAUAUGGAUAGCCGUAAUACUUAAUUUGGUAGCAACAACGUCAUUUACAGGAUGUUUUGGAAUAAUAUUCCAUGAAUUAUUUAUACAAUUAAAAAUGGGAUCUACACAUAUAAAUUUAUUAAUUGGAAUAACUUCUAUCUGCUUUGCAGUCUCUGGUUUUAUGACAGGACCUUUACUAAAAUUUAUAAGUAUGCGAAAAGCUGGUUUCAUAGCCGCAACUUUUCUGAACCUGGGAUCUUUUGGCAUAAUUUUCGUUAAUUCUCAAUUAGCUUUAUUUCUUUGUUAUGGAUUUAUGCAGGGCGUUGGAAUUGGUAUAUUGAAUAAUAUAUCGUUUUCUAGUAUUAAUGACUAUUUUGUGAAGCGACGAUUGUUGUCAUUUAGCUUGAUACAAAGUGUUACAGUUGUGGUUGCUUUUCUAUCACCUCAGUUGGUCAAAAUCACAUUAGAGGUUUAUGGACAUAGAGGAGCAUACAUCCUACUAGCGGCAAUAAAUAUGCAGACAUUUGUGGCUGUGUUCCUCAUGCAGCCAGUGGAUUUGCAUUUGAAAAAAAUUGAAAUGAUAACGGUUGAGGAUAAUGAAAUGAAACUGCUUAUAGUUGAUGAUCAAAGCUAUGAAAUACCCACUGUUAAAAUAUCUGAUAAGAAGCGGAAUAGUAGUUAUUCAGACCAGAAGCAAGAAAAAGAUUUAAAGUUGUCUGUUACAGAAGACAGAAGUAAAGGUAUUAAGGAAUUGAUAUUGGAAGCUCUGGACGUGUCCUUCAUAAAAUCUUUUUUGCUUUCGAAUGCGGGGUUAGGGGUAGCUAUAUGUAUAUCUGAUGAUCUUAUUUUUACACUUGUACUCCCACAAACAUUAUACUCAUUAAACUGGACAGAAGGUGAAGUUGCGUGGGCUGUAUCUUCGGCCUGUUUAGGGGACUUAGUGACCAGAGUUAUGUUUAUAAUUUUCAGCAAUUGGUUACUGAGGUUUGAAAGCCAACAGAUUUACAUUGCUGGGUUGUUUGUGGCUGUUAUUACUAGGAUAGGAAUAUUGGGAUCAGAAAAUUAUACUACUAUUAUAAUAUACCUCGCACUUUACGGAACAUCGCGGUGCAUCAUAGUCAUUCUGAUACCACUAGUAAUCGCUGAAGCGGUACAACCGGAGCAGUUUACGUCAGCUAAUGGAAUAUUUAUGUUACUCUUCGGAUUUGCUAAUUUAUUGUUUGGGCCAGCUAUUGGUGCAAUUCGAGAUUUGACCGGCAGCUACGCGACGGCAAUAUACGUCCUUACCUCGUUCUUCGCGAUUGUAAUAAUAUUCUGGAUUAUAGAAAUAUGUUACAAAAAGAACAAGCAUAAAAGACAACCAAAAAAGAAUGAACCAAAGAAAUGA
Messenger RNA from Parnassius apollo (apollo), 1437 nucleotides. The record is from the annotation of a GenBank genome assembly. Lineage: Eukaryota; Metazoa; Arthropoda; Insecta; Lepidoptera; Papilionidae.